AUGGCUACUUCAACUUCGUCGUCAAGUUACUCUGCAUCCUCUUUAAUGAACAACAGCAACUCUACCACGACCGCUGCCUCCGAAAGUAACGUCCCAUUGGGGUUGAUAGUUACUGCAAGACAGAAAUACUACCCUAUUGAACUGUCCAAUUCUGAGUUGCUCUCGCAUUACGAAACUGUUCAAGAGUACCAAAAUGACAUAGCAGCGACUAUUAUCCAACAGUCGAACAAGUGCAACCCAUCGACAAAAUUGAUUAACCAGCAGCCGGAAUUGAACCCACUGUUCACGAGACACAUCACCAUUGGGUUUCUUUACAAACUGGCUCAAUUAACAAGAGUGACCAACGGCAUUUUCUUCCAAGCAACAAGAUUGUUCGAUAGGUACUGUUCCAAGAGGAUUGUCCUGCGAGACCAAAUAAAUUUGAUCUUGGGGACCUGCCUGUGGUUAGCAGCGAAAACGUUCGGUGGUUGCAACCACAUCAUCAACAACGUUGUGGUCCCCACCGGUGGGAGAUUUUACGGUCCAAACCCAAGGGCUAGAAUUCCAAGAUUGAACGAGUUGGUUUACUACUGCAACAACAACAUAAACGCAAACACAAACCCCGCGGAAAAUACUUUGGACGAAUCCAUGUUUUUACAGAUGGAGAGACACAUCUUGGAUACUUUGAACUGGGAAGUCUACGAACCCUCGUUUAACGAUUACCUAUUGAACGUCGACGAAAACUGCCUCAUCCAGUACGAACUAUACCAAAGACAAACUUUGGAAGCCCAUGGUAACAACAUGACCCCCCCCGCCGCGAACAGCAACGAUAGCGAGUUGAACGAUAAGAUCCAAUUGAUUCAUUUGAAGAAGUUCCUGAUGGACUUGACCAGUUGGCAGUAUGAGCUGUUGAAUUUCGAGUUGUUUGAGAUCACCUCCGCUUGCUUCGAUGUGAUCAAUAAAUUCACAAACGAACAUGAUCAAUCGUCUCUUCUAGAACUGGCACAACCUUCUCCAUUGAAACAAUACAAAGUUUUUAACAUCCUAAUAAACGCCAUUGUGAAUGCCCCUGAAAUUCUGCUGGACACGUACAAAGAGCAUUCCGGCAUAGUGACGUUCAUCAACAACGUCAAGUUGUACGUUCUACAAACCACGGCUGUAUCAAAGACACCAUCUUCAAACAACAGGAUCUCGAUCAACACCUCAAUGUUCGAAACCUCUUCGCCAUCUUCAACUUCAUCGAUCCCAUCUCCAAUCUACUCUGCCAACAGUACAACCCCAUUGAGGAAUGUCAGCGGACACUCGGACAACUCCAUAUUUAGUACGAUCAUAGAUACAAACUCACCAAUUACACCAUCGCUGUACCAUAAAAACGAGUCCGCUUGGGAUAGUACUUUGAGUGUCAUCUCCAACAAAAGACAACACUCUGAACAAAACAAGGAAAACAUCAUGCCUCCAAGAAGCAAGUUUCUCAACACGGGAUCGAAUAACAGCUCGAAAACUUCGCUGAUCUCGUUAACAAUAGGACAAGGUCUUUGA
Molecule: messenger RNA, 1518 nt
Organism: Huiozyma naganishii CBS 8797
Lineage: Eukaryota; Fungi; Ascomycota; Saccharomycetes; Saccharomycetales; Saccharomycetaceae
Gene: CLN2
Product: cyclin CLN2
Exons: 1
Coding region: 1-1518 (505 amino acids)
Biological process (GO): regulation of G1/S transition of mitotic cell cycle; regulation of cyclin-dependent protein serine/threonine kinase activity
Source: RefSeq, a predicted model, not a curated record